AUCAGGCUCGCGCGGGCGUGCGGUUAAACUGAAGCGUAUUGCGACAGCAGACUGAAUAGACAGCACAGACUGCGCUGUAAUAAGGCUUUUAUAAGACCAUGUCUGCUCAGGUCGAGGAGACAGUCCCUGCCCCGGCUCCUGCCUCUGCUCCGACCCCCAAGAAGAAGGCAGGCGCCCCUAAAGUCAAAGCAGCGGCGAAACCCGCCUCUCCGGAGGGCAAAAAGAAGAAAAAGAAGAAGAGCAAGGGUCCCGGAAAGUACAGCAAGCUGGUAAUCGAUGCCAUCCGGACCCUGGGGGAGAAAAACGGCUCGUCCCUCUUCAAGAUCUACAAGGAGGCGAAGAAGGUGAGCUGGUUUGACCAGCAGAAUGGCCGGAUGUACCUCAAGUACUCGAUCCGCGCGCUGCUGCUGAACGACACGCUGGUGCAGGUGAAGGGUCUGGGCGCCAACGGGUCCUUCAAACUCAACAAGAAGAAAUUCGAGACCAAGAAAACCAAGAAGAGCACCACCGCCAAGCCCGCCAAAGCGCCGAAACCAGCCAAGAAGCCUGCCAAAAAAGCCACGGAGAAAAAGGAGAAGAAAAAGAAAAGCGUGAAGAGCGCGAAGAAGGCGACCACCGCCCCCAAGAAGAAAACCUCCAAGCCCAAGAAAGCCCCCAAAAAGCCAGCAGCCCCUGCCAAGAAGAUGACCACCAAGGCGAAGGCGCCGAAACCGAAAAAAUAGACUCUUAACCUCUUUUUUUCCUUCUAACUGCUUCAGGCUUUGGUUAAAGGCUUGUCUUACUCCCACCUGUUUCCCUUCAUGCUAAGCAUGUCAGCUGUAUGUAAAUAUUGCUUAUAUGUAUAUGUAGAGUUUAGAGAGAAAGACAUGACUGUUUUUUUUUUUACUUAACUGUAAGUCUUGUUUCUAUUCUUUUGUCUUGAUUGUUUUUUUUUUCUUUUGUGGAGCCAAUUUUACAUAGCUGUUGCACAGCCACGCCCACUUUUGGAUUUGCUCUUCUGUGUGUAUUUCAGUUCAUGCUCUUUUAUUAUUUUUGUUACGUGUGUAAAAUCAAUUAAAUGUCUUUUUUAUUAAAUGUUUCUUAUAAAAUCUUAAAAGAAGAUA
Messenger RNA from Astyanax mexicanus (Mexican tetra), 1103 nucleotides. RefSeq names its product histone H1.10 (gene h1-10). Bases 99 to 722 code for a protein of 207 amino acids. Gene Ontology annotation, biological process: nucleosome assembly. The record is from RefSeq and is a predicted model, not a curated record. Lineage: Eukaryota; Metazoa; Chordata; Actinopteri; Characiformes; Acestrorhamphidae. Gene Ontology annotation, cellular component: nucleosome. Gene Ontology annotation, molecular function: structural constituent of chromatin; DNA binding. The transcript has a single exon.